Messenger RNA from Myodes glareolus (Bank vole), 1401 nucleotides. RefSeq names its product distal-less homeobox 6 (gene Dlx6). Gene Ontology annotation, molecular function: DNA-binding transcription factor activity, RNA polymerase II-specific; RNA polymerase II cis-regulatory region sequence-specific DNA binding. Gene Ontology annotation, biological process: embryo development; regulation of transcription by RNA polymerase II; cell differentiation. Lineage: Eukaryota; Metazoa; Chordata; Mammalia; Rodentia; Cricetidae. The record is from RefSeq and is a predicted model, not a curated record.
AAUCCACCUUAAAAUCUCUGCCUUAAACUGCACCAGCCCCCAAAAUAUCCAAGGGGGGAAAGCAAGGGGGGGGAGAAGAGAGCAGAUUCCCCCCUCCCCCCUCCUCUCCCAUCCCUCCCCCUUCCUCCUCCCUUUGGGUUAACAAGGCCCUGCUCACUAUAUCUCUUUAUAUUAAAUAUAUAUAUAUUAGAGAAGAGCAAGGAAGAGAAUCACCUCCGCCCCCUCCUUUUUAAAUUUUUUUUAAAUUUUUUUUUUGCAAGGAUUCCGAGAGCUAAGGUGGCUGCAAAAGGGAGAGCGGCGCGAGCCAAGUGGGGGAGGGUGGAGGAAACCCGGGAGAAGGCUUUCUCCAGCCCCCAAAGUUUUGAUGAUGACCAUGACUACGAUGGCUGACGGCUUGGAAGGCCAGGACUCGUCCAAAUCCGCCUUCAUGGAGUUUGGGCAGCAGCAGCAGCAGCAACAGCAGCAGCAGCAGCAACAGCAGCAGCAACAGCAGCAGCCGCCGCCGCCGCCACCGCCGCCACCGCCGCAGCCGCACUCGCAGCAGACCUCCCCGGCCAUGGCAGGCGCGCAUUACCCUCUGCACUGCUUGCACUCGGCCGCGGCGGCGGCGGCGGCGGCCGGCUCCCAUCAUCACCACCACCAGCACCACCACCACGGCUCGCCCUACGCGUCGGGCGGAGGCAACUCCUACAACCACCGAUCUCUCGCCGCCUACCCCUACAUGAGCCACUCGCAGCACAGCCCUUACCUCCAGUCCUACCACAACAGCAGCGCGGCCGCCCAGACGCGCGGGGACGACACAGAUCAACAAAAAACUACAGUGAUUGAAAACGGGGAAAUCAGGUUCAACGGAAAGGGGAAAAAGAUUCGGAAGCCUCGGACCAUUUAUUCCAGCCUGCAGCUCCAGGCUUUAAAUCAUCGCUUCCAGCAGACUCAAUACCUGGCCCUUCCCGAGAGAGCCGAACUGGCAGCUUCCUUAGGACUGACACAAACACAGGUGAAGAUAUGGUUUCAGAAUAAACGCUCUAAGUUUAAGAAAUUGCUGAAGCAGGGCAGUAACCCCCAUGAGAGUGACCCUCUCCCAGGUUCAGCAGCCCUGUCACCUCGCUCGCCAGCACUUCCUCCAGUGUGGGACGUUUCUGCCUCCACCAAGGGCGUUAGCAUGCCCCCCAACAGCUACAUGCCUGGCUACUCACACUGGUACUCCUCGCCACACCAGGACACCAUGCAGAGACCACAAAUGAUGUGACUUCCCAGAGAAGCUCUGAGAACCCAGGACUCACCUGCAUUUGCCAAACAGCCUAAGCUACAAGCUCAGAGGAACUGUCCCUGGGAUCUGGGAUCUGGGUCUCUCCUCUCUUCUCUCUUCUCUCUCUCUCUCUCUCUCUCUCUCUCUCUCUC